Vigna umbellata (rice bean) is the source of this 904-nucleotide messenger RNA. The record is from RefSeq and is a predicted model, not a curated record. NCBI's taxonomy places the organism in Eukaryota, Viridiplantae, Streptophyta, Magnoliopsida, Fabales, Fabaceae.
UGCAUUCUGUUUCUCCUCUCUGGUGUCUCUGUAGUUGCUAUUAUUGUAUAGCAAUCUUCUUCAUUGUUUUUUUUUUAAAUGGACUGUGUUGUCAACUAUCACUGAAUGGGAUCUUGGGCAUGCAGUUAAUGAAAUUUGGGGCUUAGUCCUAGGAUGCAUGAGAACAUUUUUCUGAUUUUUCCUUGAGUGUGGGUGCCUCUCUUCUAAGGAUCAUUGGUGUAUUAUCAUUGAAUUGAAUUAUGUAGUGCAUUAAUUGGUUCCUUGUUCGAUGGUCAACAGUAAUAGUAUUUUAUGUUUGUUGUAACAUUAUUUCUGUUAUCAGAAAUGGGGAUGCAUAUGCUGGCGAAUACUUUGCGGAUAAGAUGCAUGGGUAUGGAGUAUAUAGAUUUGCAAAUGGUCAUUGUUAUGAAGGAUCCUGGCAUGAUGGCAAAAGGCAAGGUCUUGGAAUGUAUACGUUUAGAAAUGGAGAAACCCAGUCUGGUCACUGGCAAAAUGGGGUCCUUGACAUUCCCAGCACACAGAGUGCCACCUAUCCUGUUUCUCCUGUUGGUGUCAAUCAUUCCAGGGUACUAAAUGCAGUGCAGGAAGCAAGAAGAGCAGCUGAGAAGGCCUAUGAUGUGGCCAAGGUAGAUGAAAGAGUGAAUAGAGCAGUAGCAGCUGCUAACAGAGCAGCCAAUGCAGCUAGAGUAGCUUCUGUCAAGGCUGUGCAAAAUCAAAUGCAUCAUAAUGUUAACAGCAAGAGCAUACCAAUCUCCAUUUUGUGAGGGUAUCAGCUGUAAUUUUUGUUACACACUAAAGAUGCACGAGAUUGUUGGAAGAGAGCAAGCAGAUUUAUUAUCCUCUGCCUUAAGGCUUGUAUAGAGGGAGAAAUGGUGAUGGCUUCCACUUGGUAAAAAUCUACAUA